Messenger RNA from Symbiodinium natans, 1500 nucleotides. The record is from the annotation of a GenBank genome assembly. Lineage: Eukaryota; Dinophyceae; Suessiales; Symbiodiniaceae.
AUGGACACGCAGGACCACGACAACGAGAGGUCCCUUCAGCUGCCCCACGUACCAAGCCUCGAGAAGCUGCCUCCAGGAUCACCGGAGGCAAUACACAUCAAUCCGGGUCCGCUGAAGCCGCCUUCCACGCCAAGCCCGAAGGCAAGCCCCAAGGGUGGUGCCAAGGCAAAGCGGGUGGAGGAUGAAGAGGAGACGGAAGAGAAUGCAACGUUCCUGCUCCUGCUGGAUGUGGUUCCGGCCUUCGUCAUCUUUCUUAGCGCUAUUGUUGCUGGGCUCAGCGCUGACAUCGAGCCGGACCAUGAGGUGUGGAGAAUUCUGGAGAUAGUCUUCACGACCUUCUUCAUCGGCGAGAUCGUGGUCAAGGUCCGAUAUUUUGGAUGGCGAGUGUUCUUGUGCGGCCCUGACUGGUAUUGGAGCUGGUUCGACAUCGCGUGCGUGGUUCUCGCUAUAGUCGACAUGUCGCUUACCUACAUCAGCAUCGCUGCCGGCAACGGGAACGCUAACACAGGCCCCAUCAGCUCUCUAAAGAGUCUGAAGCUGGCUCGAUUGGGUCGGAUUAUUCGGCUGCUGAAGUUCAAGAUCUUUCAAGAGCUGAAGCUCAUGAUCCAGGGUGUCUUCACUGGCCUCAGGGUGUUGUUUUGGGCGGUGGUGCUUUUGAUUAUAAGCAUGUACCUGCUGGGCGUCAUCACCAAAACGAUAUUUGCCGACUUUCAUGAAGAGUUUUCGACGGUUCCGGCGGCCAUGUUCACUUGGUUCCGCUGCUUUACUGAUGGAUGCUCCGCGUAUGAUGGCACGCCCCUGCAGGAAAAGGUCCGAAAGGAGUUUGGAGGCAUAUUCAUGCUGGCUUACAUCCUGCUGUUCCUUUUUGUUACGAUUGGGAUUUUCAAUUUGAUUAUGGCUGUGUUCAUCGACAAUGUGGCAGAUGGAAGCACUAAGAAGCGGCAGCGUCAGCUUGGCCAAAAUGCUGCGAAGACAGAGUGGAUGAUAGCCUCUGUUCUCAGGCGCAUAAUCCUCACGAAAAUCUUGCGGAAAGAUUUGGAAGAGCAGAUGGCCGAGGGUCAUGGGGACAUGCACGAGUCCGAGGGUCGUCGAGUCUCAAAAUUGCUGGACCAGCAGAUCCUCUCAUUGCAAGAGAUGUACGGCUUCAAGCCGCAUACUGGACAGGAAUAUGAGCAGCUCACGGAUCAAAUUCGCGAACAAAUGGCAGAGCGCAACGUCGUGGUGACGAAAGACGAGUUCAAUCAUUGGUUGUCCACAGAUAAGGAGCUCAUCUCUCGCUUGGACGAAUCCGAGAUUGACCUCUCCUGCAAAUCCGACCUGUUUGAUGUCCUCGAUGCGGAUCUGAGUGGGGAGCUGGAGUUCGAAGAGAUGAUUGACGGACUGUUGAAGUGCCGCGGUCCCGCCUCCAAGACCGACAUCAUCGCUGUGAGGCUUAAGACUGCAUUCAUUGUGCGAAUGCUCCUCAAAGUUUGUGAAAAGCUUGGCAUCGAAGACCCAUGA